Microsporum canis CBS 113480 is the source of this 1509-nucleotide messenger RNA. RefSeq names its product cytochrome P450 52A12. Bases 1 to 1509 code for a protein of 502 amino acids. The record is from RefSeq and is a predicted model, not a curated record. Lineage: Eukaryota; Fungi; Ascomycota; Eurotiomycetes; Onygenales; Arthrodermataceae. The transcript is spliced from 6 exons. Gene Ontology annotation, molecular function: monooxygenase activity; heme binding; oxidoreductase activity, acting on paired donors, with incorporation or reduction of molecular oxygen.
AUGGGUUGUGAGAGGACCAACGCAUCCCUGAAACAACCGGCCCAAGAAGAUCUAUGGAGUGACAAGGAGAAAGUCAACCCCCUGAACCUGGACCUGUGGACUGCCAUUGAACAUUUCGAGUCGAAAAAGGUUCGCUUGCAGGAAAAGACGAAGCCAAUACCCAAGAUUGCACAAUCUCCGGUGAAGUUUGGAAUCGAUUUCUACAACCGGGUUUCCAAGGCCGUUGAAGAGAACCGCUACUUGGACUUAGAAAUCGAACUUUUUGAAAAGUAUGGCGACACUUUCUCGAUUUCCAUGUUUGGGAAAACCAUUGUUAUGACCCGCGAACCAGAGAACAUAAAGGCAAUUCUUGCCACCCAGUUCGAGCAGUUUAGCUUUAGUGCCUCGAGGUACAAUAGCUUUUUGCCUAUGCUUGGUGAUGGUAUUUUUACCCACAAGUAUGGGGGUGGAGAUCAGGGACAACCGUGGCGUCAUUCCCGCAGUGUUCUUCGUCCGCAGUUUGCAAGGCAACAAAUUCAGGAUCUCGCCGUACUAGAGUCAUUUGUGCAGAACAUGUUCAACUUGAUACCAGACAAGCAGACUAUUGACCUGCAAGAGCUGUUUUUCAAGCUCACGAUGGAUACAGUUUGUUGCCUGACUGUCCAGCUGAAGAAGCUCAAUUUUACAAUGAUUUCACUCGAGGAUCUGGACUUCUACUGGCUGCAAAAAGACGGUGCUGAAUUCCAGAAAAUUUGCAAGAAUAUGCAUGCGUACUUGGAUAAGUUCACCCGAAGAGCACUGCAGUUACAAACUUCUGGCAAGCCAACACACUACGAGCUUGGUGGAAAGUACGUAUUUCUGGAGGAAGCUGCAAAGGAAUUCAAAGACCCCGUCCGACUGCGAUCAGAGCUCUUUAAUAUCCUGCUUGCCGGGCGAGACACAACGGCGAGUCUCUUAUCCAUCUGCUGCCAUCAGCUCGCAAGACACAAGGAUGAAUGGUUUCGUCUCCGAAAGGAAGUAAUUGAAACCCUUGGGAACAGGAAACCAACUUAUGAGGAUAUCAAGUCAAUGAAGUAUCUUCGAUAUGUCCUUAACGAGACCCUUCGGUUAUUCCCCGUUGUACCUUCCAACGGCCGUGAGGCUGUCAUUACUACCACAUUACCAUGCGGCGGUGGUCCAGAUGGGGAGCAUAAGGUACUGGUCUCCAAGGGAACCAAUGUACUGUACUCAGUUUGGGGUCUUCACCGUUCACCAAAGUCUUACGGCCCGGACCCGACUGUUUUUCGGCCCAGCCGCUGGGAAUCUAUUCGUGUCGGGUGGAAUUACCUACCGUUCAAUGGCGGUCCUAGAAUCUGUCUAGGUCAACAAUACGCGCUGACAGAAGCGUCAUAUGUUCUCAUCCGCCUUUUACAGACAUUUGAGGACAUCGAGAACCGAGACCCAACUCUAAAUUUUAUUGAGGAUUUGAGAUUGACAAUGGCCUGCCACGGAGGAACAAAAGUUUCGUUGACAAGGGCUUCAUCGAAGUGA